Pipistrellus kuhlii (Kuhl's pipistrelle) is the source of this 1776-nucleotide messenger RNA. Its product is annotated as AP-2 complex subunit beta-like. Bases 417 to 992 code for a protein of 191 amino acids. Gene Ontology annotation, biological process: intracellular protein transport; vesicle-mediated transport. The record is from RefSeq and is a predicted model, not a curated record. Gene Ontology annotation, cellular component: clathrin adaptor complex; membrane coat. Gene Ontology annotation, molecular function: clathrin binding. The transcript has a single exon. NCBI's taxonomy places the organism in Eukaryota, Metazoa, Chordata, Mammalia, Chiroptera, Vespertilionidae.
AAGCCACUGAUCUCUGAGGAGAUAGAUCUUAUUGAGCCAACUCUGCUGGAUGAGCUGAUCUGCCACAUUGGUUCUUUGGCCUCUGUGUACCACAAGCCUCCCAAUGCUUUUGUGGAAGGAAGUCAUGGAAUCCAUCGCAAACACUUGCCAAUACAUCAUGGGAGCACUGAUGCAGGUGACAGCCCUGUUGGCAUCACCACUGCCACCAACUUGGAACAGACUCAGGUUAUUUCCUCUCAAGGGGACCUUCUAGGGGACCUUUUAAACCUUGAUCUCGGUCCACCAGUCAAUGUGCCACAGGGAUAGGCAUGGUACAUGGUGGAUAUGUGGCUCCUAAGGUUGUCUGGCUGCCUGCAGUAAAAGCCAAAGGCUUGGAGAUUUCUGGAACAGUUACUCAUCGUCAGGGGCACAUCUAAAUGGAAAUGAACUUCAACAACAAAGCUCUGCAGCAUAUGACAGCAUUUGGCAUUAUCCCUAGCACUCCUCUGGCCAUCCAUACACCAUUGAUGCCAAAUCAGAGCAUUGAUGUCUCCCUGCCUCUCAACACUUUGGAUCCAGUCAUGAAGAUGGAACCUCUGAAUAACCUACAGGUAGCUGUGAAAAACAAUAUUGAUGUCUUCUACUUCAGCUGCCUCAUCCCACUCAAUGUGCUUUUUGUAGAAGAUGGCAAAAUGGAACGCCAGGUCUUUCUUGCAACAUGGAAGGAUAUUCCCAAUGAAAAUGAACUUCAGUUUCAGAUUAAGGAAUGUCAUUUAAAUGCUGACACUGUUUCCAGCAAGUUGCAAAACAAUAACGUUUAUACUAUUGCCAAGAGGAAUGUGGAAGGGCAGGACAUGCUGUACCAAUCUCUGAAGCUCAUUAAUGGCAUUUGGAUCUUGGCUGAGCUACGCAUCCAGCCUGGAAACCCCAACUAUACGCUGUCGCUGAAUUGCAGAGCUCCGGAAGUCUCUCAGUACAUCUAUCAGGUCUACGACAGCAUUCUGAAAAACUAAUAGACUACUCUGGUGCCCUCCGGCCACCCUGCGAUGGGUGCAAGCCAAGAACUCUUAGCUAGAAGAAAUUGUUUUGCCGAAUAGAAGCUGAACCUAAAUACACUGAGGCCACCCACCAAGGUAGUGACUAAUCUAACCUGUGCUCAAUUAGGCCGCAACCUGCUGGAUCGUGUUAGCUUUCUGUGAACUCUGUAACCACCGCUUCAAUCACUUCCCACCUCUGCCUCCUGCUGCUGCUGUCUGUCCUUACUUGUGGGCUUCUCCAUUCUGGGCCAAUGGCUGGCAUUUUUUAGCGUAGUUUAAUAUUUUGUAAUUGAGAGUUCGUUUCAAAGCAGAAAAAGACAAAAAAUAUUAAAGCAAGGAAAAGUGUCAUUGAAACGUAAGCUGCACUUUAUUGUUUUAUAUUUUUGUACAUAAGAGAAAUCGAGGGAGCAGUAAUCAUUGCUAGAAAGUGUCAAGAUAGCCGGCCAUCAUUCCCGCACAGGCCUGGAGGAAGACAGCUACUUGCCUGCCCUCUAUGGCAACCUUGCCCAUCAUUUGGAUUUUCACUUUUUUUCCCUUCCAAGCUCCUUUCCUUUGUGAUUCCCCCUGCUCUGUCUUAUCUUCUCAUUUGAUGCCCUGCAGUUGGGAAUGGUGGUCUACCCUGAGUGCUGUUUAGGUGCAGGAAUAGGGCCUGUUGGUACCAAGGCUGAGAGAAAUCAGAACUUACUACAUUCCUUUCCCCUGCUCUGACCCAUUAGUGACACUACUAAGGAAAUUGGGUAGAGAUGUGGGAAACAGGAAC